This is a messenger RNA of Exophiala mesophila, 1263 nucleotides long. RefSeq lists its product as uncharacterized. The coding region runs from base 282 to 977 and encodes 231 amino acids. The transcript has 2 exons. NCBI's taxonomy places the organism in Eukaryota, Fungi, Ascomycota, Eurotiomycetes, Chaetothyriales, Herpotrichiellaceae. Gene Ontology annotation, molecular function: protein-folding chaperone binding; protein folding chaperone. The record is from RefSeq and is a predicted model, not a curated record. Gene Ontology annotation, cellular component: nucleus; cytoplasm.
GCUCAUCCUCGACGUCAUCUUCUGUGGCGCUCGAACCAUCAUGUCACAUCGCAGGAAUUGAUUCAAUCAUUUCACCUCACUGUUAUUUGGUAGUUGUCUUUCUUUCCAUGCUCUGCUCAAUACAAUCUCCUCUCCUACGGUCCAAGAUAUCCACUACCAAAUUCAUGCCCAAAACUGUAUGAACUUACCUCCUCAGCGGUGGUUACAAUCCCAUCUUGGCUGCCUGCACCCUGUACACUCGUCGUGUACAAUAGGCUCUGCCUGAACAUCACUGUGACGACAUGGCUGACCAUCCAGAUUACUAUGCAGUGCUUGAAAUCAGCCCCACGGCAUCUGAGCUCGACAUCAAGAAAGCAUACAAGCGUGCAGCCUUGAAAUGGCAUCCUGACCGUGUCCCCAUCGAUUCGCCAGACCGAGCGAAGCGAACCAAGAUGUUUCAAAAGAUCAAUGACGCCUACUACACUCUGUCAGAUGCUACAAGGCGGAGAGACUACGACGAAGCCCGAAAAUAUUCUCAAGAUUCCGGCACCAGCAGCUUUGAAGACGAUGAGGAAGCCGACGAGGAAAUCCCCCGGCCGCAAGCUGGAGGUAGUGGUGGCGGAUCUUGGUUCAACAUGUUUGGUUUCGGAGGAGGUUCCAGCGACGGCCAGGAGCAGAAAUUUGCCAACGAACAAUUCCGAGAUGUAUUUGAGGAGAUGAUGGCUGAAGAGGACAUGGCGGAUCGAGAGGGUGGGACGGCGGUGCCCAACAAGAAGUUCUGGAGCAUCGUCGGUGGCAUUUCUGGGGCUGCCAUGGGCUUCAUUCUCGGUGACAUGGUGGGUGCGAUACCUGGCUACUUUAUCGGUAGCAAGGCUGGUGCAAUCCGAGAUGCGAAGGGCAAAUCAGUCUAUGCUGUCUUUCAGUCGCUGCCCCAGUCCCAAAGAGCCCGCGUCCUCAGCGAGCUUGCAGCCAAAGUCCUUAGCGGCGCCGUCAGUUGAAUCUUAUCCGCCCACUGACAGAGGCAGCCUUGUUUGUUUAAUAAUCAGCGAAUGGUGCAAUGGAUUGUUUUUGGAAAUAUACAGUUGGAGGUGCACAAAACACAGGACAUGUUCCUACUACAAAUGAUCAUCAUUAAUUGAAUGCAACGAGGAUAUUUUUCGUGUUCCAGCGCUGAUGCAAAUAUCAUGUACGCUAGAUAGAAAUGUAUGUAGCCACGCAGGCAAUGUGUAGCAUGAUGCAAUUAAGCUGACGGGCACGUAGGGAUGGGGACAUGGGUACCUGGUC